This is a messenger RNA of Microthlaspi erraticum, 201 nucleotides long. Lineage: Eukaryota; Viridiplantae; Streptophyta; Magnoliopsida; Brassicales; Brassicaceae. The record is from the annotation of a GenBank genome assembly.
AUGUGCAUGAAGAGCUCUUCCAUUGUGAUGCCACCGAUGGUGAAAGCCAGUGGCUUCGAAGAGAGAAGGGUUGGUGAAUUGGUUGGAGACGAUGGAGGAGAUGAGAGUGUUGUAGAGGAAGACGGAAGGGUUUGGGAUUCAGCGGAAGAUAGUGAGUGUAGGAUAAGCAGACGGUGGAGGAUAAGUGAAGAAGCUUGCUGA